AUGGAUGAUUCUGCUAAAUUGGAUGAAACCUAUGAUACGUUUUUGAAAAUUUUCUCCAACAAACUUACACAGCCUUGUCCAAGAGUAGAAUCCACUAAAACAAGCGAUGAACCACCUCUUUACUUUCCUCAAUCAGGAGAUGAUCUACCAGCGCAACCUAAAGAACAAAUGGACCCAAUUGGUCCAUGGGCAACCGGUCGUGUGACAUUUACUCCUCAAGAUGGUUUAACAGGAAUCAGACCAGUUGUUGAUCGAUAUUCUAUAACUUCCUUCGGAGCACCUCAAUGGAGAUCUCAUAAUCAGAAAUUUUUUAUGCAAUCAAAUGAAAAGAUUCAAGAAGCUCAACUUGCAGUAGGCAGUGCAAAACGAUGCGUUGAACGAUCAUAUAUGGAAACAGAUAGAACGCAACUGGAAUCAACGGAUCAUUUAAAAAAACGAGCAGGCGAGGUGUAUCGUUGGAAAAUCGAACUAGAACAUUUAAUACUUGAUAUUACAAAAGAAAUAGAAUUAUUGGAAACUGAAUAUCGACGAGUAAAGCAUUCUUUAUCGGUCCUUACAGUCCCAGAAGCUAUUGCUGGAGAAUUUUUACAGUUGCGAUCGAAACGACUAGAGUCCGACCUCAUCCGAGAUGAAGUUGAAGAGGAACUUACUAAAGAGAUUGCACUUUGCUCAGAAAUACGCGAUUUAUUUGGUAGAACACGGGAACAAAUAGAGAUGCAGAUAACAGAAUUAAAAGCCGCAAAAGUAAGGAUGGAGGUAGACUGGACUGAUAAAACUGAUGCUUAUGCUAUUGAUUCCGAAUGUAUAAAAUUAAAAAAUGAUUCUUCCACCAUAGUAUGGAAACUUGGAGCUACAAGAUUUCCUGCAGAACAAUCAACGCCUUCGAGUUACGAACAUUAUACACGGGAAAGUUUGACCGAUGCGGAGGCAGCCAAGCAAAGAUCUAUGAAUUUAAGAUCCACUUUAAAUUCUAUAUAUAAGAAUUCUAUUAAAGAUCUUCGAGAUCAAGCGACUCGCGUGGACCUCGUUUUAGGUCAAAAAAUUAAACUUACAGAGGAUAUUCACUUACAAUUAGAGAAAGAAUUACUUCGGUGUUUACAUGAACUUGCAAAUACCGAAAAAUCUAUACAAGAACUUCGGCAUUCGACGAGGGGGUUAGAUUGCGCAAUGAAAGUAGCACAAACACGAUUAGCGAAUAGAUUACAACGACGUAAUGUAGAAAGUUGUCGUGAUAUUCCCCAAUUUGCUUUGGUAGAAGAAGUGAAAUUACUUAAUGAACGCACAUCGGCCGUGUUGGCAGAAUUAAAACGAGCUGAAGAAACUCAGGCUGGGCUGGUAAAAGCAAGAGGCGAUCUCGAACGAGAAAUAGUUGUAAAACGUAAAACACUCUAUAUAGAUAAACAGCGUGGACAAUUAUUACGUUCAUUCUAUCCUUCGACUAUUUAAAUAUAAACCAAACUUAAUCCUUGAAAAUUUUAAGAGGUCAUACUUAACAGAAACACAUCAAACACGAAUAAUUCUAUAAAUAUAUUUUGGAAGUGUACGAC
Molecule: messenger RNA, 1547 nt
Organism: Eufriesea mexicana
Lineage: Eukaryota; Metazoa; Arthropoda; Insecta; Hymenoptera; Apidae
Gene: Tektin-A
Product: Tektin A
Exons: 7
Coding region: 1-1446 (481 amino acids)
Biological process (GO): cilium assembly; cilium movement involved in cell motility
Cellular component (GO): microtubule cytoskeleton; nucleus
Source: RefSeq, a predicted model, not a curated record